Molecule: messenger RNA, 1158 nt
Organism: Myodes glareolus (Bank vole)
Lineage: Eukaryota; Metazoa; Chordata; Mammalia; Rodentia; Cricetidae
Source: RefSeq, a predicted model, not a curated record
AUGGGGCGGGGAUUCCCGCGGGCCUAUAAAGCAGCAGGUGCUUACCGCACCCUCGGUCUGCUCACACGGCUCCCUCCUGACCUGUGGCCACCGCCCCGACAUCCCAAGCCAAGCCCGAGGCGCUGGCCGCUCCCGCCGCCCGGAGCCCGGCGGGCUGGGCAUCCCCGCACCGGCGCUCUCUCGCUGUUCCGCGGUCCCGCUGCUUCUGCCGCCCGGUGCCGCCGUCGAGUCGCUGCAGAGACCCGGUCGCCGCCGGCUCGCGGGACCAAUGAGAACUCCGCUGCUGCCACGGGCGCUCCCGGUGCUGUCGCUGCUGCUGAUCUUAGGCUCAGGAUAUGCCUUUAUGCAGCUGGGUUGAACCUCAAUGACACCACCUUUGGGAAAAGUGAACCAUCUUCCGGGGACCACAAUACCAGUGGACUUGCGGUUUCUGCCGUAAGUGAGAUGCCCUCUGGCAGUGAACUCUCCACGGGGGACUAUGACUACUCAGAGGAAUAUGACAAUGAGCCACAAAUACCUGGCUACGUGAUAGAUGAUUCAGUCAGAGUUGAACAGGUAAUUAAGCCCAAGAAAAAUAAGACAGAAGAGGACAAGACUUCAGACAAGCCCAAAAGAAAGAAAAAGGGAGGCAAAAGUGGAAAGGGUAGAAGAAACAAAAAGAAGAAAAAGAACCCGUGUGAUGCUGAGUUCAAGAAUUUCUGCAUCCAUGGCGAAUGCAGAUACAUGGAGAACAUAAAGACUGUGACCUGCAACUGUCAUCAAGACUACUUUGGUGAGCGGUGUGGAGAGAAAUACAUGAAGACUCACAGCGGGAAUGACAGCGACCUAUCCAAGAUCGCACUACUGACCAUAACCAUCUUUGUCUCUGUCGUAAUCUUCAUAGCUAUUGGCGUCGCUGUCACCAUCCAGCUUCGAAAACGAUACUUCAAGGAAUAUGAAGGAGAAGCCGAAGAGCGGAAGAAGCUUCGACAGGAAACGGGAAAUGUGCACAUCAUAGCCUAGCUGAAGACAGUCCAGGGUAAGAGUCACGCACUGCCAAGUCACAAGCACUGAUCGGUCCUCUUUUUGAUGAAGGAAGUGGAGCCUGCUGAUGGCUUCAGCCUUUCAAUUGUCGCUCUUCAUGAGAGUCUUAUUUCUGUACAUACACAGCUGUGUGGA